GUUCAUCAGGCACCGCCAGGGCGAUUGCCUUUUAUCUCUUCUACUCGGGUCCCGACUGUACAUACUUAUUGCCUGUCUAGACUCAAGAAUAUGGAUACAUUUGCAGGCUAGAGCGACCCCUGCCGACCCCGACAAUUCUCCGAUGCGGAGGUGCCUGCAACCCGUCUCGCGGUUAACUUCCAAUGGCGCGGCCUGACAGGCGCAUCAAUCUAGCGGUCGCCAGGGCCAUCCCUCCAUUCUUACUAUGUGUCUUUAUAUAUGCAUCCUACGCAAUCACCAAGCCCUUAUGCAUCGACUAUCUGAUCCAUCCCCUUUCCAAGUAUGACCGCGACAGUCGCACUGGCGCGGGAAUCGCCAUCCUCGUGGUCUACUACAUCCUUCUCCUGCUCGUUCUGACAACAUACAUGCGACUCUUGCAUACUGUGACCUGGAAUGCCGGGCUACUGCCGCGAAAAGCUCCUCCGCCCGCAGAGGCUGAGCCUGCACCACCCCAGUCAUCAGGUCGCCAUCAUCGAAAGAAGAAGAGACAUCGACGGCAUACAAGUGCGGAAAAGGCUAAUGCGAUGGACAGAGAUGUGGAGAGUGGGGCCGACUCGACCGCUGAUGGGGGCAUGACUCCCUGGGAUACACAUGGGAUGGAGACCUUUUACACCAAAGACGUUUUUGUUUGCCAGCCGGAUGGCCGACCUUUAUACUGCUCCACAUGUUGUCAUUUCAAGCCUGAUCGGACUCACCAUUGUCGGGAGGUCGACCGGUGUGUUCGCAAGAUGGAUCAUUUCUGCCCAUGGGUCGGAGGAGUGGUUUCUGAGACGUCCUUCAAAUUCUUCAUUCAAUUCGUGUUCUACACUGCGCUCUAUUGCAUUUUUUGCUUAGUUGUUUGUGCGGUGUUUACUGCCGAGAUCAAACGCCAGACUGGCGGUGCGAAUCCUCAUCUGGCUGUUGGAAUUGGAUUGAGCGGUUUCUUUGGACUCUUCACUUUUGGAAUGACCCUCAGCUCUAUGCAACUCGCCAUGCUGAACCUGACGACGAUCGAAAACAUCAAUCGUCGGUCGGCUGUGUGGACUCUGGCCAUUCGCGUGCCGAACCAUCUGCUCGGUCGACUCAAUCCCGACUCUCGCUGGGCCCCGACCUUCCGCACCAUCACGUACCCCUUACCCCCGAUGCCCCUCACUCCUGAGACCCAGAAGAACUAUCAGCCGCCUGGGGAACAACACAUCUUCGCAAUCCUCCAAACCCUACCCGGAGAGAACCCAUUCGACCUCGGAAGCCCCUUCAAGAACCUCCAGCAGGUGCUUGGCUACAACAUCAUCGACUGGUUUGUGCCACUCAAGCAGAGUCCAUGCGCCGUCCGUAAGGACUCCGACAGCUUCUUUGAAUUUGGACCUGUGGUGUCGCGCCUGAAGCGAGAGGCUGGGCUUGAGAAGCCAGCUUUGGAUGAGACUCGUCCUUAAACGUACCUGAGCUUGUAGAACGCUAAGCGCGAGAGACUGGCUUGGUCCCAUAAAACUAUCGAUUUUGAUUACGUUGAUCUGAAGCUCAGCCUGCGGCUGGGACUCUUUCCUUCUCUAUUUUUUCUUUUCUUUCAGGUUAGACCUUGUCAUGUCCAACUUGGUGAUCAGGCGCACCGGUCUUUUUGUCAUGUGUAUAGAGAGCUCUCGAUUCUACUUCUACUCGGGCUAAUUGAAUUAAUACUAGUACUGCA
Messenger RNA from Aspergillus uvarum CBS 121591, 1702 nucleotides. Its product is annotated as DHHC family palmitoyltransferase. NCBI's taxonomy places the organism in Eukaryota, Fungi, Ascomycota, Eurotiomycetes, Eurotiales, Aspergillaceae. Gene Ontology annotation, molecular function: protein-cysteine S-palmitoyltransferase activity. Gene Ontology annotation, cellular component: endoplasmic reticulum; Golgi apparatus. Gene Ontology annotation, biological process: protein targeting to membrane; peptidyl-L-cysteine S-palmitoylation. The transcript is spliced from 5 exons. The record is from RefSeq and is a predicted model, not a curated record. The coding region runs from base 183 to 1451 and encodes 422 amino acids.